This is a messenger RNA of Melitaea cinxia (Glanville fritillary), 1791 nucleotides long. It is a transcript of the gene mael, whose product is annotated as protein maelstrom homolog. Bases 136 to 1791 code for a protein of 551 amino acids. Gene Ontology annotation, cellular component: P granule; nucleus. The transcript has 8 exons. NCBI's taxonomy places the organism in Eukaryota, Metazoa, Arthropoda, Insecta, Lepidoptera, Nymphalidae. Gene Ontology annotation, molecular function: sequence-specific DNA binding. Gene Ontology annotation, biological process: regulation of miRNA-mediated gene silencing; negative regulation of DNA-templated transcription; male meiotic nuclear division. The record is from RefSeq and is a predicted model, not a curated record.
UCAUUGUCAAGACUCAAGGGAGAAGUCAGACAACAGACAGUCACAAAUCAGAAUCUGAAGAAUUAUUGUAAUUGUAAAAUAAAAGGCGCAACUUUUGUAUCUCGAUAUUAAAAUUCAGUUUCUUGUUCUUACAAUAUGUAUCCGUCGAAAAAUUAUAAAGAGGGGAAGCCGCAAAAAAAAGCUCCGAAAAAUGCUUUUUAUUAUUUCAUGAUUAGUUUUAAAGAGGAACAAGCGAAAAAGGGAAUUACUUAUAAAAAUAUGACUGAAGUCGCUGAGGCAGCAGGUGCUAUAUGGCCGGGCUUACCCCCAAGUGAAAAAGCAAAAUAUAAUGAAAUCUUAAAACAUGAAAAACAGAAAGCCAGGAUUUCUACUGAGAAGUAUACCUCCACUGGAGAACCUUUGUCCCUCAUCAAACAGAGGGAGAAGGAAAUUCAGGAAGCAAAAGAACGAGAAGAGAAUGAUACAACAAAUCUUGUCAAUUUGGGAGUGUGUAAUAACAGUCUAAUAACGAUGGACAUAUACAUAAUGGAUGUAAAUAGCUACUUUAAUGUCGACGACAGUUUUUAUGUAGGAGAGACUACUUUGUUGCGUUUCAAUAUCCUGGAUGGUAUCAAGGAUACUUAUCACACAUUUGUGAAUCCUGCACAUAUCCCAAAAGGAUAUACCUCGCAAAUAAAAUAUAGCUGUGAAACAUUAGGUUUAAUAAUGCCGGAUCAAACGACUCACAAAGAUUACAUGAAGAUCUUAGCACACACAAUCGACUACUUAAAGGGAAACAAUCCAAAGGCAAAUCAUUUGCCACCAAUAUUCACAAUAAAAGAUAAAACGAAAGCUGUACAGGAUUUUAUUUACAAAAUGUGUCAAUAUGCAGGAGAGGAUGAGACUAUUUUCCGCAUAUACAAGUUAGACUUAUUAUUCUAUAAAAUAAUGAAUGCGCUUCAAACAAUGCCAAAUGAAGGUUUUCCGAAGGAAUCGCUUGCAUCUAUGGAAUUAAAAAAAGAUAGCUUUAUGUAUACUCCUGGACUUGCUUGUGAGCACCACGAGAAGAUCGACCGCUCGGUGCAGUGCACGCAGUCGCGCGUCAAGCGCUGGGCCUACUCCGUGCUGGACAGCUGCUGCCCCGUCGCCGGCGUGCGCGCCGUGCCCGGCCGCCACGUGCCGCCCGACUUCGACCUCGAAGUGAGUGUGACCCGACGUGACUGUGACGUGACCGAGCUGAGCACUGUAGCAUGUGUCCUACUCCGUGCUGGACAGCUGCUGCCCCGUCGCCGGCGUGCGCGCCGUGCCCGGCCGCCACGUGCCGCCCGACUUCGACCUCGAAGUGAGUGUGACCCGACCUGCUGCCCCGUCGCCGGCGUGCGCGCCGUGCCCGGCCGCCACGUGCCGCCCGACUUCGACCUCGAAGUGAGUGUGACCCGACGUGACUGUGACGUGACCGAGCUGAGCACUGUAGCAUGUGUCCUACUCCGUGCUGGACAGCUGCUGCCCCGUCGCCGGCGUGCGCGCCGUGCCCGGCCGCCACGUGCCGCCCGACUUCGACCUCGAAGUGAGUGUGACCCGACCUGCUGCCCCGUCGCCGGCGUGCGCGCCGUGCCCGGCCGCCACGUGCCGCCCGACUUCGACCUCGAAGUGAGUGUGACCCGACGUGACUGUGACGUGACCGAGCUGAGCACUGUAGCAUGUGUCCUACUCCGUGCUGGACAGCUGCUGCCCCGUCGCCGGCGUGCGCGCCGUGCCCGGCCGCCACGUGCCGCCCGACUUCGACCUCGAAGUGAGUGUGACCCGACGUGA